Messenger RNA from Didymodactylos carnosus, 4029 nucleotides. Lineage: Eukaryota; Metazoa; Rotifera; Eurotatoria; Philodinida; Philodinidae. The record is from the annotation of a GenBank genome assembly.
AUGUUGAAGGCCGGUCUGUUACCUUCACCAACAAUUACUCCUUUGACUAACUCAGUAUCAUCAAAAAAUAAAAUUGAUUCUCAAACGUUUAUUGAAUUAAGAUCUGAAGUGCCAAACGUUCGAAUUUUUUUUACUGUCGAUGGAACGAAGCCGGAUCCAUUUCAAACAUUCAAAACCGGAAGAAUCUCAACAUUUGUUUACAAGGGUGCAUUUCGACUAGGGCCUGGUAGAAGAGUUGUGAAAGUCGUUGCUGUAUCAACUGAUGGUUUGCGUGAAAGUAACGUGACAACAAAAUAUGUAGAUGUGAACGAUAUGUAUUCUGAAAAUAAUUAUGAUUUUGAACCGGAUGAAUUCGAAGAAAAUGGAAAUGAUUCAUUUGAUAAUCAAAAGUCCUACAUGGAUAGAAGUCCAGAGCGUACAUCACCAUCCCCCCAGAGAAAAAAAUCCGGACAGAAUCAACGACGAACAAAUUCAGAUUCGAAACGGAAAAACAAUCUUGUAUCCAUGUCACAUUCCGAUGUUGGCGAUGGAAGAAAUGAACCAAAUAAUCAUAUUAGAACAGCAUGGGAUGAUGCUUUCAAUGUACAAGGAUCGGUUGAAGGUCCUAUUUCACCUGUGAAUUAUGCGGGAACUCAAGUCAACAUUUGGGGAAUACCGCCUGGUGGCCAGUUUAGUGAUGAACUUUUGCAUAUGGCAGAUCCAUCUCGCAAUUCGCAAUACGGCUAUAUGACGGAAAAAAUGCUCGAGCGUUUACAACAACCACAAUACCUUCCAAUUACUGCGCAACCCCCACCACCUAAGAUAACUGACGUUACUCAAGAUGAAUCAGAGCGUGACAAUUUUUGGGAUAGAAAACCCAAACCAUUUAGUAUGGGUGAUGGUAACUGGAAAAAAACUCUUGAGCAUAUUUUUCUUAAUAUUUAUAAUUAUGUGAAAGAUGAACAAGAAUUACGUGAAUUAUUUGGAUGGAAAAAAUUCGGACGAAUUGAGUCAGCUCGUCUUAUUGACAAAGGGAAUACGUAUCAAAUGAUGAUGAAUUUUAAGAAACCACUUGGAGAAUCUACACAACAGCCAACAUCGCAGUCACAAAAUAGAAAACCAUCGACACGUCGACCGAUUAAAAGAGUACGAACACCUCUCGAAGAAGAAAAACCAAUUAGACAACCAGAACGACGACCUCAACCUAUCACACCACCACAAACACCUCCACGUUUUCAAUCACCUCCACGUUCUCAAUCACCUCCUGUCGAACAACAUAAUGAUUCAAUGCGUGAUGAUCAUCAACCAAGAAUAUACACUGAAGAAACGGUACAACAAGGUACUCUUGUUCCAUUUCAAAAUUUCAAUGCAGAACAAGAUUGUGAAGCAUUACGAAAAGCAAUGAAAGGUCUUGGGACAAACGAGAGUAUGUUAAUACAUAUUCUCGGAAAUCGAAGUGUGGAGCAAAGAUUAAAAAUUAAAGAUACUUAUAAGACAAUGUUUGGCAGAGAUUUAAUAGAAGAUCUCGAAAGUGAAACAAGUGGAAAUUUUCGAAAAGUAUUAAAACGACUAUUAUUAUCGCCUGUCGAAUUUGAUUGUCAUGAACUUCGUCGAGCCGUGAAAGGUGCUGGCACAGAUGAGGAGGCAUUAAUUGAAAUUCUCACAAGUCGUUCUAAUAAAAGAAUUCAGAGUAUUGCUGAUAUGUAUCCAAAAUUAUAUGGUCGAUCAUUAGAAAAAGAUAUAGUUGGAGAUACUUCAGGACAGUUUAAGAAGAUUUUAGUUGCGUUAUUACAAGGUAGUCGCCCUGAUUCGAAUGAAAUUAAUGAAGAUGAUGUACAAAACGAUGCUCGAAGUCUAUAUGAAGCAGGAGAAAAAAAAUGGGGCACUGAUGAGUCGACGUUUAUUCAAAUUUUAUGUAAUCGAAGUGAUGUGCAAUUACGAGCAGUAUUUGACGCUUACAGUCAAUUUAGUAAGAAAGAUAUUGAAGCAGCAAUUAAAUCAGAAACAAGUGGUAGUUUAUGCAAAAGUUUGCUGGCAAUAGUACGAGUUAUGCGUAAUCGUCCUGGCUAUUUUGCAUAUCAAUUAAAAAAAGCUCUCAAAGGAGUAGGUACAGAUGAAGAAGAUCUUAAUCGAAUUAUUAUAUCUCGCUGUGAAGUUGACAUGGUACAGAUAAAAGAAGAAUAUAGCAACAUUGGAAAACGAACGCUCGAAAAUCAUAUCCAAAGUGAUACGUCUGGAGAUUAUCGAAAAUUAUUACUCGAACUUUUAAAAGAUCCUAGUCAACGAACAGCGAAUAUAGGCGAUGCCGGUAAAAACGAAAAUUUAGAGCUACCGGGAUACGAACAACCACUUAUUUAUAAAGAAGAAAUUAUUCAACAAGGAACAAUGGUUCCUGCUCCAAAUUUUGAUGCAAAUCGAGACGCAGAAGCUUUACGUAAAGCAAUGAAAGGUCUAGGAACGGAUGAAAAAUCAAUAAUAAAUAUACUAGGAAAUCGAGUAACAGCACAACGUGUACAAAUAAAAGAUGCAUUCAAAAGUAAAUUUGGACGAGAUUUAACCAAAGAUUUAAUUAGUGAAACGUCUGGAAACUUUAAAAAAUUGCUUGAACGAUUAACAAUGGAUGCCGUUGAACUUGACUGUUUUGAAUUAAAACAAGCAGUUAAGGGAGCUGGAACAGAUGAGGAAACGUUGAUAGAAAUAUUAGCAAGUCGUUCAAAUGAACGAAUAAAAGCUAUCAACAAUUUAUAUACUAAAAGAUCAAAUCUAUUUCAGUCUGUCAUUGUACUUGUUUUUUUCAUAGUGUAUGGUAAAUCACUGGAGAAAGACGUUUCAUCAGAUACAUCGGGAAACUUUCGACGUUUAUUAGUAUCAUUGAUGCAAGCAAAUCGACCAGAAACGACUGAUGUUAAUAUUGAACAAGCGAAACAAGAUGCACAGGCACUUGUCGAUGCUGGUGAACAAAAAUUUGGAACAGAUGAAUCUCGUUUCAAUGUACUGUUUUGUAAUAGAAGUGAUUCCCAAUUCCGAGCAAUCAUUAAUGAAUUCACAAAAUUAACUGGAAAAACGAUUGAAGAGUCUGUUAAAUCGGAAACAUCGGGAGAUUUAUCAAAAGGACUUCUUGCGAUUAUUCGCUGUAUACGUUCUCGUCCUCACUUUUUCGCUGAACAGAUUCGAAAAGCGAUGAAGGGAUUGGGAACCAAAGAAAGUGUACUGAAUAGGAUAAUAAUAACACGCUCUGAAAUUGAUCUAGUACAAAUCAAGGCGGCAUUUAAUCGGCUGUUCAGUAGAGAACUGGAACGAGAUGUGAGUGCCGAAACGUCAGGAGAUUACAAAACAUUAUUACUGGAAAUACUGAAAGACCCAGGUAUCAUAUAUGCGACUUUUGUUUUACUCGUCUUGUUUGUGUUUGGGACGUAUCAGGCUUCAUUAGACUUCAAACGUAAUGUGAAUGAUGAUCGUGUUCCUACGGCUCGAAUUGAACCCGUAACCAUGACUGCUUUAGCCAGUAUAUUGGCCCCAAUUGCACUUAACUUUUUCACCGGAGUACUGGGUAGUCUCUUCAAUAAACCAAAUGAUGUCGAAGAACGUGUAGUUUAUGGUCGACCGAUGCAAGUAAAAUUGUGUGGCGCCGAAAAUUGUCUGCAACUAUUAGAUCGUGAUUCUGGAUAUACUACAGUUGGAAAAGGUGAUAAUAUGCAACAUGCACUGGGAGAUGCAAUGCAAGCAAUGUUCAAUUACCUAUUACAACGAAAUCUUCUUAGCUUACAUGAUCUAUGCCGAGAACAUAUCCAUUUUCCUCAUCCAGAUCAAGAGAACUGUCCUGGUGUUGAAGUUAAUACAUGUGAAUUAAGCAAACCUAUAAUUGCCGAGCAAUCUUAUUUGCUAGCGCCUUGUAUGGAUCAACAUGGCGCAAAAUAUUGUAAACAAAUGCAAUCGCAUUGUACCGACUCAAUGUAUUCAACAUUUAUGCUAGAUAAUUGUUAUAAAACAUGCACAAAUAACUGUUACAAACCACCACCUCUUCCAUGCGCUGUGAGCUAUAAACGUUAA